AUGUCCAAGAAGACGUUAAUAACGUCAACAUCCGCCGAAACCAUAUAUGGCUUCACUGUUCACGGUCCCUCUGCUCCUCUGUCUGCUCCUCUGGGAUCUUCAGUGGUUUUGCCCUGUUAUAUUGAUGUAGUCUCACUAAUGGAGGAUCUGGAGGUGGAAUGGAGAAGAUCAGACUCAGAGACUCUGGUUCAUCUGUAUCAAGAUGGUGAGGGUCGACCAGAGGUCCAGCAGCAGGAUUAUCAUGAUAGAGCUCAUUUCUUUACUGAGGAGAUUCAACAUGGAAACUUCUCCCUCCGUCUGGACAAUCUGACAGCUCAAGAUCAAGGAGAAUACAGGUGUAAGGUUUUCAUUCAGCAGGAUUCUGGAGAAACUGUGGCUCAGAUAAAAGAUGUUGAGCGUUUGUUAGUAUUAGGAUCAAAUCGUCCUGCUUCUGCAUAUGUUGGUGAGGACGUGACUCUGAACUGCUCUGUAGACUCUCACAUCACACCUGAACACAUUGAAGAGGUUUCAUGGUUGAAAACAGACGAUGAUGGAGACAUUCUGGUCCUGCUUUACCAAAACAACGAGACUUUACCAGAUUCAUCAAAUGAGCAGUUCAGAGGCAGAGUUGAGUUCUUCACUGCUGAAAUCCCCAAAGGAAAUUUCUCUCUCAGAUUGAAGAGUGUCAGAACUGAGGAUAAAGGAGUUUACAUGUGUCAAGUGUUUUCUGGAGAUUUAUCAGCCAAUGCGACUGUAGAGCUGGAGGGACUGGGUUUCUCUUCUUUGCACAUAGCUGUGUUGUUUUUCUGUGUUGCUGCUGGAUCUGGAGCUGUUCUUCUGCUCUGCUCUCUGAUCUACUGCAGUACAAACACUGGUGUGUUAAUAAGUGAAUAA
Messenger RNA from Danio aesculapii, 873 nucleotides. Its product is annotated as butyrophilin-like protein 2. Gene Ontology annotation, biological process: positive regulation of T cell proliferation; cell surface receptor signaling pathway; immune response. The transcript is spliced from 4 exons. Bases 1 to 873 code for a protein of 290 amino acids. The record is from RefSeq and is a predicted model, not a curated record. Gene Ontology annotation, cellular component: external side of plasma membrane. Lineage: Eukaryota; Metazoa; Chordata; Actinopteri; Cypriniformes; Danionidae.